Sarcophilus harrisii (Tasmanian devil) is the source of this 3121-nucleotide messenger RNA. RefSeq names its product translation initiation factor IF-2-like. NCBI's taxonomy places the organism in Eukaryota, Metazoa, Chordata, Mammalia, Dasyuromorphia, Dasyuridae. The record is from RefSeq and is a predicted model, not a curated record.
AUGAGAAUCCUACAAGACGGGGAUGUUCCCAUUCCUCGCUCCCAGACCCCAGGCCACCCUUCACACCGAGCCCGCUUCCGAGCCCCCGGGGCACCCGCUCCAGGAGGGCUGCAGCCAGCCCGAGCAUCGCCCUUUCCCAAGCCCGCUCUCCCGCUUCGGGCCCCGCUUUGCUUCCACCACCCAGCCCCGAGGCACGGCUUCCCUCCAUCUCCCGACACCUCAGCUCGCGGCCGCGGGCGACCAGGCCCCUCCCCGGCCUCGCCCUUCCCUCCCUCGGGGUCUCUCGGCAGCAGCACCUCGGCGAGACGCUUCCGAAGCCAGGUCUGGGGCGCAGGGAGAAGCCCGGGGGCUCCGCGGGGCCGCGACCCCCGCCCGCCCGGCCGACUCGGGGCCCGGGCCUCGCAGCCGGGCUGGCUUCCCGGCCGCCGGGCCCGGACUGAUGGGAGGAGGAGGGCGGGCUCUUCUUUCGCUCCCACUGCCGCUGCCCCCCGGCCCGACCCUUCCCGUCCUCUCACCGAAAUCCGGGGGGACCAGGCCGCGUCCGCCCGCUCCCCUGCCCCGCGAUGCUUCCCUCGGCCGCCGCCGCCGCGCUCUCCUCACUCCCCUUCCCACCGCCCCCGGCCGGCAGCUGAAGAGCGGACAGACAGCGGCACUCCUAUUGGCUGUCCCCGAGCCUGGCGUCAGCCGGCACCGACCCGGACCGCAGAAUGCUAUUGGCUAGCCAGACGCCUCGUUCCCACGGCUCAAUUUUAUUGGUGCGUGGGCCCCUGGCUCCAGGACCGCUCUUCCUCCUCCCUCCUCCUUCUUCCCUCCUCCUCAACCCGUUUGGAUCAGGUUCGGAGGGGGCGAGGGAGGGGAGCUCCCGAGGAGGAGCGACGGGCUGGUCCGGCGGCGGCCAAUCGGGGUUCCGCUGGUCGGUCGGAAGGGGGCUUCCGGACCCGGACCCGGACCCGGACCCGGGGGAGGGGCCUGCCUAGCCAAUGGGCGUGUGCCCCACGGCCUGGGCCUCCAACCGCUUGGGGGCCCGCCCCGGCCUGGGCCGCUGGCCAGAGCCCCACCCGACCCAUGGGCCCCCGCCACACACUGCGGCCUGCAAGGGGAACUUGGCGACGAAGGCCCCCAGGAAGCGCCCGAGGCCCCGGACUCCGUCAGAGGAGGGCUGACGGAGGGGCAUCGUACGCACGGGGCCAUGGCCAUGCCUACGCGGGCCCCGGGCAUCCUAGUGACUGCUGGGGGGGGGGGGGGGCGGCCGCCUGGAGCCAGGGCGGCAGCUUGCCCAGGUGGGCAGGCUGCUACCUCCCGCCCCCGCGCUGCCCAUUCUCUCGGGCGCACCUGUACCGUCACCUGUGCUCGGGCAGCCCCCUUUCCAGAGACCCCCUUCGGCCGGGCGCUUUCCGCGGACAGCGCGUAACUCCCGUUAGACGGGGCAACGGCGCCGCUGGGGAUGGGAAGGAAGAGCCGAGGCGGCUGCGGGUGCCCCGGAGCUCAGCAGACCCCCGAGCAGGUCCUUCCCACCACCAUCAACCCUUGGCAUCUUUCAGCUUUGAGAAACGAUCUGCCCGGGGAGCCCCAAGCACCUGCCCAGACUGGGGACCGAGAGAGAGAUCAAUUUCUAGCAAGUCAGCGAGCGAUGGGUUUCCUUUUCAAUCUUUUUUUGCCUUGGUUGCCGUGGCCAAAUAAUCAGAAAAGUGGCCAACCUCCUCCAGCGAUAAGCCUCUCUAGGCUGCUCCUCGGAAAAACAGAUGAAGUGUCUCUUGCCCUGUCCUUACACCUUACUUGAGGACUAUCUUACAUGGUAAAACAAUCGAAUUGGUGCUUUGUUGACAUAAUUAUUGAUAAUUCGGGGUCACUUCCGUUUCAAAACUUCAAAAUAUCAGUGGAGUAGUAGAUCAGUUAAUAUCAAGAACAAGUUCUGGGGAACUAAAUCAAAUUGAUAAGAAUAAAAGUCAUUCCCAAACUGAUAAAUGAAUAUGAACAAGCAGGUUUUUUGGAGGAAGAAUUAAAAACUAUCAAUAGGCAUAUGAAAAAAUUCCCUAAGUCAAUAAUCAGGGCAAUGAAAAUUAAAACAACUCAGCUAAAUUGACAAAAAGCCAAAAGGACAAUGACAAAUACUGCUGUAGGAAAUGGGGUACUUUUGAAUGCUUUGAGCAGUGAACUGGUCUAAUUUUGAAAAGUAAUUUGGAGCAGUUAUACUCCAAUGAAUAAAUUGAUCAUACCUUUUGAUUUGGUUAAUUAAGUCUGUACCCUCAAGAGGCCAAAGAAAAAAGGACCAAUAUGUACAAAAAUAUUAGCUCUUUUGUGGUUGCAAAAAGAAAAAAAAAAAAAAAAAAAAAAAAAAAAAGGAAAAACAGAGGGUGCCCAUCAAUUUGUUAAAUACCUGGACAAGUUACAGUAGAGGAAUGUGAAGGAAUACUCUCUUCUUAUAAGAAAUGAUGAAAAGGAUGGCUUCAGAAAAGGCUGGGAACACAUGUAUGAAUUAAUAGGAUGAAGUAAAAACUAGAGAAAUAAUUUGUAGAAUAACAAUAUUGCAACAAUAAUUAAUUUUGAAAAACUUAGGAAUUCUGAUCAACAUUCAAUAAGCUGCCACAAUUUCAAAAGGACCCAUGAUGAAACACUUGUAUGAGGAUUUGUUUUGCUUGGGCUAUACAUAUUUAUAACAGGUUUUGUUUUUUUGGUUUUCUCAGUAGAAAGGACAGGAUGAAAGGAAGAAAUUCAGAACUGAAAAUUGAAUCUUAAAAAAUUUUAAAUCAAAUUUUAGAAGAGUAAAUAAUAGAUGUUUGAUAAAAACUUAGCUCCUGUGGUUUCACAUAGGAUAGGUUAGGCAAGAUGUGUGGCAAGUGUUGUGAAAAUUUGAUAUACUUUUGAUAUGUGCUGUCAUCAUAAUGGAUAUUAUAAAUGCAUAUUAUAAAUAAAGUACACUGUAUAAAUUUUUUUUAAUGCCAAAGAAAACUGAUCCUGUCCUGAAGAGUUUCCAACAUAAAUGAAAAGAGUUGAAAAUAUGAUGGAAUGAACACACACAAAAAAAGUCUCUCCCCUCCUCAAAACUAUAUAAGUAAUCUUAUAUAGAUUAAAUAUGUUCAAUUCUUUUAAACAUAUUGCCAUAUUUCUCAUGUUAUGCAAG